This is a messenger RNA of Agelaius phoeniceus (red-winged blackbird), 1626 nucleotides long. RefSeq names its product phospholipase A2 group III (gene PLA2G3). Lineage: Eukaryota; Metazoa; Chordata; Aves; Passeriformes; Icteridae. The record is from RefSeq and is a predicted model, not a curated record. Gene Ontology annotation, biological process: phospholipid metabolic process; arachidonate secretion. Gene Ontology annotation, molecular function: A2-type glycerophospholipase activity.
AUGUGGGCGCGCGCGGUUCUGGCCUGUGCGGCACUGUGCGCAUGCGCACGCGCUUGGCUCGGCGGGCCCGUGUGCGCGCGGGAGGCGGCGGGCGCGGGCGGCGCGCGGUACGUGGCGUUCCUGAGCGCCGGCACCGCCACCGGACCCGCGCUGGUCGAGAGCGUCUGGGCUGCCCCCGGCCGCCUCCGCGCCUGCUGGGCCCGCCGCGAUCCGCGCCUCGCCCGUGCCUUCCGUGCCGCCUGCGCGCAACGCCCUCCUGCCGCGCCCGGAGCUGCGCUGCGCGGGGCCCUGUCCGCGCUGUGGCGGCGUCGUGCUGCCUGCACCGACCCCGUGUCGCCGGGACCGCAACGCCGCCGCCGCCGGGGCUGGACGCUGCCAGGAACGCUGUGGUGCGGCGCGGGGAACUCGGCGGGGAACUGGAGCGAGCUGGGGCUCUUCCGCGGCCCCGACCGGUGCUGUCGGGAGCAUGACCAGUGCUGGGCGCAGAUCACGGCACUGCAGUUCAGUUACGGCAUCCGCAACUAUCGCCUGCACACCGUGUCCCACUGCGAUUGCGACACCAGGUUCCGGCAGUGCCUGCUCGCCAUCAACGACACCGUUUCCAACAUCAUCGGCGUCACAUUCUUCAACUUGUUGGAGGUACCGUGCUUUGUGCUGGAAGAGAGCGAGGAGUGCAUCCAGUGGCACUGGUGGGGCGGGUGUGAGCGUUAUGGAGUAGUGCCUCUGGCCAGGAUGGUGCAGCAGAAUCAGUACCACCCCAGCCUACCAGCAGAGGAGAGGGGCAGCCCCACUGUGCAGCCCCCGAGCAAGGGAAGGAAUUUCUCUAGAACAGGGCGUAAGCGGUUUCGACAGAAACUGAGGGCAAAGCCUGGGCACCGCCAGGCACGGAGACAUAAGACAGCCCAGCAGCCACAGGGCCCAGGUACCCCUGCGUCAGACAGGGACAAGACUGAGCUCACAACCAGGCACCCAGCAGUGCGUUGGGCGCUAGAGCCUGGCCGUGCAACAGCAUCGACAGUGUCAGGACAGGAUUUGGUUGGACCAGAGCAAGGAGCUGGAAUCUCAGCACGUCCUCGGUGUGGCAGCCUUGGACCCAGCCCAGCCACAGCGCAGUGUGGAGCCACCCCCGUACCAGCUGUGAAGGGGCGCAGGCAGCAGGGCCCGGGCAGGGGGUGCAGGUGCAGCAAGCACCUGGGUAAGUGUGAGCACCAGAUUGCACCCCAUGAGGUGAGGUACCAGCUGCACAACGUGGACAGCCGGACACUCUUCCACUGCAACUGCACGCGCAGGCUGGCACGGUGCCUCCACAGGGCAAGGGACUGCAGCAACAUGGACUUGGCUGUCCUGGCUGACCACAUCACCAUGGACUGCUUUGUGCUAGAGCUGCCUGCUGCCUGCAGCCCAGGCAGGGGGUCACAGCACAGCUGUACCAUGAUGACCAGGGCUGUGCUUGUACCUGCACAGCAGCUCAAAAAGAUUCUAAGACGCUGGGGCCCUCCGCAUGUGAGCUCCAAGGCCAAGCAUCUACACGGGAAGACACAUGCCAGGCGAGGUACCCUCUGUGAGCAGUGCCACCAGCAUCGGGUUGUAGAGCAGACACCAGCUUGGCCCCACACAGUGCGUUGA